CGCGUCCUCCUCUGCGUCUCGUGUAGGGUCGCGAUCCGGCCGGACGACGGCAUACGACUACACUUCUGGCGGACGCACCGUCUCAAGGGCGAGGCACUCGGCCAGAUUGUCGACUACAGCCACGCCGCCGAGCCAAUCGCGAACCCGUAUACUGUGCCACUACCGGCCGACGGAUCGCCACAUAUAGAGCAGCUACCGGUCAUA
Molecule: messenger RNA, 204 nt
Organism: Microdochium trichocladiopsis
Lineage: Eukaryota; Fungi; Ascomycota; Sordariomycetes; Xylariales; Microdochiaceae
Exons: 1
Source: RefSeq, a predicted model, not a curated record